AUGGGUCGCAAAGAUUUCAACGCCGAUCUUCAGCAAGCAAAGAAAGCAUCCUUCAGCAAUGUCUCUUGUGUUCAGGCUGGCGAGAGUGACGGCCUGCUGGCAUUCACCUUCUGCUACCCAGACCUGCGCCCUCUGGAAGUAGUAAUAAUGGCAAAAGAUAUCGACGCAUACCCAGGAAAAGCCGACUAUUUCCUGUUCGUUGCCUCGGACGAGCCUGACCCUCACAUUGUGAGCUUCCUGCAGGAUCUCGUUGCCUUCUCCAACAAGAAAACUCUACCCCAAAUUGUCCAUUUUGUAUCAGCCAACCUCACGGCGCAUUUGGUAGAGCCAUGGGGGGAGAGCUGGCUCAGAGUCGGCAUCUUAAGAAUCGCUCGGCUGCGAAGACUUCUGCUUAUAAAGACGACUGGCGGAUAUCCCAUUCCGGAAAUCUACAUUCAAAAUCGUCUUCAAGCUGAGACGUUCCAGUUUGAGCUUGGUCCGUGCGAGGAGGCCAAGCCGACAGCGGCAUCUGCUGAGCAAGUAUUCCAAACAUCCAGGGGCAGGGGACUGAAUGACACGAGGAAAGGUGCCUUCGAGCCUUUCUAUAUGUUUCAGUACAUCUCACGCACGUUAACAAAUGAUCUCCCUGCUCUUCUCCAUCGCCGACGACAGAACAACGUCUCAUGGCUCGCUGCCUUGCACGGCCUGCGCUCCUACGGCGGAAAGACUACGUCGCAGGCUUGUGCGGCACCCUGGAACGACACGGCGAGCCAGCCCUUGGUUCUUCAGCAGGACCAUGCGCUGGAGCCACUAGGACGCUUGAGCAUACCUUUGGUGGCCAUGCAACAUGCGCUGCAAUUGCUCUUGCGAUGCGGAAGGUAUUGUGUCAACUGCUAUCGAGCCAUGGACGAUGGUUUCCAAAGUAUGAGACCUUACGUCUGCGACAUUCCGCUCUGUCUCGACCACUAUGUCUCCCUCAACCAGGGGCCAGGUAUCGAGCAUGAAAUUAUCCACAGUCCCUACGUCGUGGAUCUGCCGCCGGCGAGACGGAGCCAGUCUUUUGGAAUGCCAGACGCAGAUGAGCCGUGGAGUCUGAAUAUGUACGCGUAUGCAUUCUGCGAUGACCUGUACAGCCUUGAGCCGGAUGAUCGCCCUACGGCGUUGACACUGCUGACAUUGGGAAUACCGUCUGUGCUCAGGAUGAGGGAGUUCCUUUUGGCGCAUCCAGAUCGAUUGCUCUCCGAUGCCACAGAGAUUAUUGACCAAAACACAUACCGUCUGCUUCUGUGGAUCGUGGCUUCAAAUCGGUCGCUCAUUGGUCAAGACGAUCUCGUCCCGCCGGCCGGGCCCGUUGCAGAGGGUUCGAAUAGUCAGCCGAAUAAGGUGUUAGGGGCCCCUAAAGGAUGGCUUCAGUUUCGGUUUGUCCAAGGCAGCCCCGAGAAGGAGCAACGCUUCAGAAUGAACGGGCGGUCCUUCGGCGAUGGCGUGUACUUGAGCAAGAUAUUCAACACCAGUAUGAUCUACUCGCUAAGGGCUGCCCCAUCAGAAACAUGGCCAACCUCUGUACUCAGAGUCAACGCUGCCCUGUCUAUCUGCGAAUUGGUCAACAGGCUGGACCCGUUUAUCGCCAAGCAUCCCCAUUUCGUCGUCGACCACAUAGAAUGGAUUCAAUAUCGUUUCCUUCUCGCCCAGGUGUCGCUUACAGACAAGGCUCGACAGCUCCCGUUUCCAACGCCUCCCAAGCGCUCCUCAGAGGGAUACAUUCGCCAAGAUCCAGAAAUGACUCCGCUCGGCCCCAAUGGACUGGCUCUCCGGAUUCCAACCUUCGAUGAGGCCCUGCCCCUUGCCCGAGAUAUGAAAGCCAAGAGGUGCAACAGCAUCAUGCUAGAGGUCUUUGCAGGUGCUGAUUAUCGUCUUACACCUCCCUUCGUCCGCGUCGUCCGCCCUCUCUUCUUGGAGUUCGCCCGCGGCGGUGGCGACCACGUUACUACGGGAGGGGCUAUCUGUGCCGAGCUGCUCACCAGCUCGGGCUGGAGCCCGGCAUUGAGCAUCGAGAAGGCUCUGUUCCAGGUCAGGCUUGACUUGUGCGACACGGAGCGGCCGGCGAGGUUGCGCAGCCUCUCCGCGAGUGACAAGGCGUGCUACAGCAUCUCCGAGGCUGUACGGGCCUACAAGCGCGUGGCAAACACUCAUGGCUGGGAAAUCUCAACCGAGCUGGCGACAAUGGCGAGUGCAUGGGUAUUAGUGUAA
This is a messenger RNA of Emericellopsis cladophorae, 2229 nucleotides long. RefSeq lists its product as uncharacterized. Lineage: Eukaryota; Fungi; Ascomycota; Sordariomycetes; Hypocreales; Bionectriaceae. The transcript is spliced from 6 exons. Bases 1 to 2229 code for a protein of 742 amino acids. The record is from RefSeq and is a predicted model, not a curated record.